Messenger RNA from Emericellopsis cladophorae, 579 nucleotides. RefSeq names its product PAS domain-containing protein. Gene Ontology annotation, cellular component: nucleus. NCBI's taxonomy places the organism in Eukaryota, Fungi, Ascomycota, Sordariomycetes, Hypocreales, Bionectriaceae. The transcript is spliced from 3 exons. Bases 1 to 579 code for a protein of 192 amino acids. The record is from RefSeq and is a predicted model, not a curated record.
AUGGCUUCUCGAGCACCACUUCCUUCCAUGAACCCAUGGGAGGCUCAAGCCCUGACAUACUCAUUCCCUGAAGGAGGCGUGGCAGAUCGAUCUGGUCUCACACCCAAAGCGUCGUUCAAUAGGCGGCCUGACCCUCUCAUCUUCCCUGGACUAUACUGUUCUAGCGGAUUCGACAUAAUCAGCAUUCUCUUACAACUUCGUGGUCGGCCUGAUCCCGACAUUGACCUCGGUGCUGUCGACUGCUCAGUAUCUCUUACUCUGUGCGACCUCGAACAACCCGACACGCCCAUUGUCUAUGCAUCGCCAUCAUUCUGCGAGAUGACCGGCUACUCAAUGAACGAAGUUCUGGGCCGCAAUUGCCGCUUUUUGCAGUCCUCACCAACUGCCUCAUCAUGUGUUGUCGACAAGGCUGCCAUCAAGCGCAUGUCACAAGCCGUCCGCGGCAAUCAGGAAAUCCAACUCGGAGUGCGCAACUACAAGAAAAACGGGCAACCCUUCACCAACAUGCUCUCCAUCAUUCCUCUCACAUUGGGAGCCGAUGGGCAUCGUUACGCCGUCGGUCUCCAGUGCGAGAUGUGA